Molecule: messenger RNA, 2528 nt
Organism: Archocentrus centrarchus (flier cichlid)
Lineage: Eukaryota; Metazoa; Chordata; Actinopteri; Cichliformes; Cichlidae
Gene: atf5a
Product: activating transcription factor 5a
Exons: 4
Coding region: 336-1853 (505 amino acids)
Biological process (GO): regulation of transcription by RNA polymerase II
Cellular component (GO): nucleus
Molecular function (GO): RNA polymerase II transcription regulatory region sequence-specific DNA binding; DNA-binding transcription activator activity, RNA polymerase II-specific
Source: RefSeq, a predicted model, not a curated record
UGGUUGCUAGGUGUGAAUGAAGUGAUGCUUUGUCACAAUUGAACCGCUCCUCAGUUUACAGGUCGACCACAACAAAGCAGCACCUCGUUCUAUUUGCCUUGUCCCGGAUAUUCCGAGCUGAAAUAUGGCUCUUUAAUUUUUUGCUAAGUUGUUGGACCCGAAAAGUCGUCGUGCUUUGCUUCAGCAACGCACCCCCAAGUGCUCUACAUUUUUUUCUGCAAGAAUGGAGUUUCAUUAUGCUCACCCAGCCCUGCUCUCUGUGGCCCAUCUGUCAGACCCUGCUUGCUCUCAGCAUAUGCUUGGACUCGGACUGAAUCAAAGCACCAACAGACAAAAUGAUGGCAACAUCAGCUCCUGUUUGGAAGACUCUUCUUGUCUGCCCGGCAGACCCCCUCGCUCUCUCUCACCCACAGGCUAACCACAGCCAAUCACAGGGGUGCAGGGGGGAGGUGUCAGAGGAGAGUCAGCACUUAAUUGGUGAUGGUCACACUGACUGGAUGACGGAAGAAGUGGAUUUCUCCUCGUACCUCCCAAACCCUCCUUCCCCUCCCUCCUCUACUAAUGCCUCCCUUCCCCCUUCACCCCUUCAGAAUGAUAUCCAGGUGCCCUCUGACUUGGAGGUCAUGACCUCCCUGCUGCAAGAGGAACUUGCCCAACUAGAGGACUACUUCCUGUCUGAACCACUGCCAGAGAAAGGGCCGAGGCUGGGAAAAUGCGACAGGGGUCCACUGCCUGCGGGUCCUCCGCCAUUCACUCAGCUGCCAUACGCAUCAUAUGCUGCGUCCAACCAAUCGGAAUCCAGCCCACUUCUUGUUACCUUGGCAACCGGAGAACUGGACCUGCUGAGUAUCUGUGGCGGGCCCAUUGGGCGCUCCAAAAUUCCAAGACACGCCCCGUACAGCUGCAGUCGACCCAGUGGGUGUGGUAGGAAAAGAGUUCCUGACGGUGUGAGGUUCAGUGAAGGUUAUGACAGCAGUUUGUUGAGUUCCAAAGGAAGUAACUCAGGUAACUCAGCUGUGACCCUUUCAGGUAAUUAUGGUUGUGUAGAGGACGACCAGGUGGUAGGAAAAAGCUACUGCUUGGGCAGUGCAGUCGAAGUUAGACGAUGUGCCGUUAUACCCAAAGAAGAGAAAAAUUGUUGCUUCACUCAAGAUGUGAUAGGUGGUGCGAAGAUUGUUGGUGGUGGAUUUGGCUUUGGUGGAUCACUGGAUGUCCCCCAUAAGAAAGAGGAUCUUUUGAUGUAUAGCAUGAGGGAAGUAAGCGGAGGUGCUGGUAACAGUGAUGUGCUGAACAGUAUCAAGACUAGUGUGGAGGUGACAAAAGCCACUGUUUCUUGGAAAACCGAGAGCAGCGAAGGUUGUUAUCUUCCGACGACACCACAGUCCGAGGCCUAUCAUAACUUCUUAGGCAGCAUCAAUGAGCAGGUGAAGUCAGAGAGUCUUCAGAUAGGUCAGCAUGAUCUGCAUUGUAAUUUUCUUGAGGAUCAGGGCCCAGAGUGUCUUUUAAUGGCUAGGGAUAGUCUGAACCUUGAAUCUUCAGGGCACAGACAAGCAUGCCGGCUGAAAGAAGACCACUGUGCUGUGAAAUACGAAGUGGACAUCAUUCCAGUCGAAGGCGGGGAGCGCAAACAAAAGAAGAGAGAUCAGAACAAAACUGCUGCUCACAGGUAUCGCCAGCGAAAAAGGGCGGAGCUCGAUUCUUUGGAGGAGCAGCUGCACUGCCUUGAAGGGAGGAACCGGGAGCUCCGGGACAAAGCAGAGUCCGUAGAACGUGAAAUCCAGUACGUUAAAGACCUGCUCAUUGAAGUUUACAAGGCCCGUAGCCAAAGGCUUAAGCAGGACACAACAGCAUAACGCCAAGCUCCUGCAAAUACACUUAGAGAGCGCAUAGAAGGGAGAAUCUGGAGCUCUUUGUGUCUUUAAGUUUGUCCUGAAUCAAAUGUUUAAUUUUUUUUUUUUUUUAGCGAGGGGUUAAAUGCAUGCUUUGCUAAUAUGAAAUAUUUUUUACAUUUUAAAUCAACACACUAUCCAAUGCUUCCAUUGCUUUCGUACUCAAAUCACUUGAGCCGACACUGUGGCAUAGCAAUGCUUUAAAUGACAAUCAUUUUUAAUAGUUCUCGCACCUCGUGAAUCUACUAUUGAAAUAAGGUAAUUUCAGAAGUAAUGUAACUCAUUAUGCAGGUUUUAUAUUUGUAAUAGCCUUAUGUUGAAAUUGAUGUCAGCAAUAGAAACAAAUGUUUGUUUUUUUCCCCCUUUUUUUUCCAUUUUCAUGGGCGAUCACCGUUUCACCCUCAUUUGUAGUCAGAUGUGUUGUUGGCGUUGACAUUUGAGUUUGGACACACAUUUCAAAUCAGCUGCGUUCAUACAACAGGAAAAAAUUAAUAUGGCAUUAAUAUUUAAAAUCAGUAGAAAUGCUGUUGAAUAUCUAUUGACUUUUACAACUGCAGCACAUUAAAAAAAAUGUCAUAAAUCUUGGUGAAAUUUUCUUCUUUAUUUUUGAGAAACAUUUGAUUUGCUUCAGGUUUAUUU